AUGAAGGCCACUUUCGGACUUGGACUUGGUGCUCUUGCAGCCCUCUGCCAGUCGGUAUACGGUCUGGAGGAUGGAGCCUACACGAUCGACUCAGUCAUCAGUGGUGGCACCGAGGCCCUGACCGACUAUCGACAACCCGGUGUCCCCCUCGAAUUUGCUCAGAAUCAACGCAAUGAAUACCAAACUUGGAACUUCCAAGAAACCGAAAAGGGAUCAUCCAACGACAAAUACUUCUUGAUCCAAAGUACUGCUGGCACGUUCUUGAACUGUGGUACCGAGAAAGGCUCUGCUUGUGUUACCAGCGAUUCUCCUCAGGCUUUCCUCCCCGAGUUCGCAGGCAAUGGUAAAUAUCAGCUUGUUGUAGAGGGCUCUGGGUAUUUCCUGAAUGCCAAUUACAAGGGACAAUUGAUGUUGGCUGCAUAUGACACGACUGACAAUGAGCUGUUCUUCUUGUCCCCGGCUGAACAGUAA
Molecule: messenger RNA, 471 nt
Organism: Penicillium antarcticum
Lineage: Eukaryota; Fungi; Ascomycota; Eurotiomycetes; Eurotiales; Aspergillaceae
Exons: 2
Coding region: 1-471 (156 amino acids)
Molecular function (GO): actin filament binding; protein-macromolecule adaptor activity
Source: RefSeq, a predicted model, not a curated record